AUGGAUUCGACCGGUUCCUCCCAGGGUCAGCCAAGUAAGCGUUUAGCUUGCAACCGAUGUCACCAGCAGAAACUACGCUGUCAUCGAAAUAUACUCCCGGGACGACCAUGUGCUCGUUGUGAGAAUGCUGGCACAGAAUGCAUAUUCGAGCCGCCAUUGCGUCCGGGUAGACCUAGCUCGCGAUGCAAAGUACAGAGCAUGCAAAAAUCUGCCAAAGACACCGAAAUGGCAAUCACAAACGGCGAUGAACUCAACUACGCUUCGAGGCAAUGCACCCAUUCUGUUGCGCGACAGGAUGUGGGCGUGGACUUGGAAGGCUUGGGGGAUUCAACUAGAUGCGAUAACCCGGCAGCCGCAGGUUGGUUCUCACUAUUGAGUUGUGCCGCAGGCUUCGGUUCAUAUAAUUCUGACGCCAGCAGGGAUCGAUUCUAUGAAUCUUUUGUACGGCUCUCCAUUUCCUGA
Molecule: messenger RNA, 462 nt
Organism: Penicillium digitatum Pd1
Lineage: Eukaryota; Fungi; Ascomycota; Eurotiomycetes; Eurotiales; Aspergillaceae
Source: RefSeq, a predicted model, not a curated record